AUGGUUCUCGAGGCGUCUAUUAUCGUGUCCAUAUGCACCUGCAUCGUGAUUAGUGCAGGGUCUUUUGGAACCCUAGCUAUCGCAUAUUUGACCCACCGUAGAAAUGCAGACUUGACAAGAAGGACUGAAUCGGAGCAAGGGGAUCAUCCGCGGCGAACUGGCUUGCAAAAAGGGGCCGACGAAAUUGAAAUGGAAGACAUACCUAAAAGUUCACGGAAGCAACAGUCCCGCCCGCAUGAGGGCGAAGAUGGUGCGGGAAACACAGAAGGGCAAAGUUCGCAGGAGGAACAGUCCUACUCGCACGAGGGCGGAGAUGGUGCGGGAAACACAGAAGGGCAAAGUUCGCAGGAAGAACAGUCCCGCCCACCUGGGGACAAAUAUCCUGCGAAAUUCAUAUAUCUAAAGAGUACCUCCCGGCGGAGUAGGAUAUUACCAACUCCCUACCCAACAGAGCAUUGGGUGCCAACAGACGUCACGGACACGGGGAAUGUGCCAUAG
Messenger RNA from Microsporum canis CBS 113480, 498 nucleotides. RefSeq lists its product as uncharacterized. Lineage: Eukaryota; Fungi; Ascomycota; Eurotiomycetes; Onygenales; Arthrodermataceae. The record is from RefSeq and is a predicted model, not a curated record. The coding region runs from base 1 to 498 and encodes 165 amino acids. The transcript has a single exon.